AUGGCAGAUUUUCCCUGCGGGGUCGAUUCCCCGGCGAGUCCCACUAAGGUAUUCGAUGAUGCUGCCAUUGGAAUGUUCCCGCCGGACUCAGCUGGCGGGGGAGCUGGUGCGACCAGACGUCCAGAGAAGGCCGCUCGCUCCUGCAUUUUCGUACUUCAAGAGGCCGCAAUGCGCCUCGAAGGCUUCCCAAAUGAUACUACGACCUUCUCAUGUCUUUCUCCAGCCGCUGCGUGUUCAGAAUAUCCAGCAAUCUUCGCACGAGCGCAAAGCCCGGCCAACCCAGCAAAGUUCUAUUCCGCUACAGUGAUGCACAAGACCCAGUCGAGAGGAGAGGAGACCGAGGGUAUCAGCGAGUGGAAGAAGAGAGCCCCCUACCGCGUACACGAGCCCAACGAGCAGUUCGACGUCAAGUACGAAGCCAACUGCCACUGUGGGCGCGUCAAGUACGAACUCAGCCGCAUUGAGCCGCUCGACUCCAAGCUGUGCCACUGCACGACGUGUCAAACGCAGCACGCUGCGCCCUUCCAAUGGGCUGCCAUUUUCCACAAGGAAGACAUCAACUUCACCAAUGGCCACCAUGACCUUGAAUGGUACGAUCCGUCGGACAAGUCAAUAGAGCACAAGCUGCCGUGCAAAGUACGCUGCUCGUUCUGCCACUCGCCCAUCAUGGACGAGGGCCGCAACAUGAUACUUUUGUUUCCAAGCUUGAUCCACCUGAAGACGGAUGAAGACAAGGCAAACUUCAAGCCUCGAUGCCACAUGUUCUACGGACAACGCGUCAUGGACAUUCCGGACGGGUUGCCGAAAUGGGAUGGGCUGUCUCAGGAUAGCAACCUGAUCGAGGACAGCCCGCCGGAUAUGGUGAGGGAGCUGCAGCGCAAGCGUGAGAAGGAGAGAGAGGAGCGGUUCAAGAAGGGCGAGAACAAAUAA
This is a messenger RNA of Diplodia corticola, 930 nucleotides long. RefSeq names its product glutathione-dependent formaldehyde-activating family gfa protein. The coding region runs from base 1 to 930 and encodes 309 amino acids. The record is from RefSeq and is a predicted model, not a curated record. Lineage: Eukaryota; Fungi; Ascomycota; Dothideomycetes; Botryosphaeriales; Botryosphaeriaceae. The transcript has 5 exons. Gene Ontology annotation, molecular function: carbon-sulfur lyase activity.